AUGCAUUGCCAACGACCUACCAGCCGCCUGUUCUUGGGGACAGCUCUGUUGGGUGGUGCAUGCCUCCUUACCCUGCUGUCUCUAUACGGCUAUCGAUACGGGGGUGCAUGGCCCUUUCUAGACGAGCUGAGCGUCCCGCGAAAGGUGUUUUCAGCUCUGCCAAGAACGUUUCUUCCCGAUUACAAGAACCCGUGUUGGUAUGAGGAGGUGAAUAAAAAAGACGUGAACCCGCUAGAACGGUGGCAGAAAAGAGUCUUACACAACGGGACAAGACAUUUUCUGUUUAGAUGUUUGCCGUACUUCUACAUCAUUGGUAUGCCCAAGUGUGGAACGACCGAUCUUUACUACCGCAUCUGUAAACAUCCGGAUGUUUUUCGUGGCAAGAAAGAACCCCACUGGUGGGCUAAAACACGAAAUCAGCGUUUAGCGCGAUAUCUCAAAUACUUCGAAGAAGCGGCUUGGGCCAUCAGAACCCGGACAACAAAAAGCUUAACAUCUGCAGGACAAGAAAUCAAUUAUCAUGGCGCCAUCACAGGAGACGGCAGCCCCUCCACAAUAUGGGGCAACGGUAACUGGAGAGUUCAUCAGUGGGACACUCCUAACAACGAACCACCUAUUCUACUGGCCAACCUGCUCCAUGCCGUGCAGCCUCACGCCAAGUUUAUCCUCACACUUAGAAACCCAACAGACAGAUUAUAUUCGGAAUAUCUCUUCUUUUCUGGCGGCUUUCGUUCCAACAAGUCCGCGACGGAUUUUCACGAGAGGGUCAACUUUGCUAUUGGCAUCUUUACCAACUGUCUCAAGAACAAUUCUGUCCGAUCGUGCGCUUACGAACCAAAUCUGCCCGCAACAAGGACAGUUAGACUACGGCUGGGGCUGUACGAGGUCUACCUGCGUGACUGGUUGUCUAUUUUUGCUCGGGACCAAAUUCUUGUGCAACGUCUUGAGGAUUACUCUAAGGAUCUUCGCUCUACCAUAACAGAAGUUUUUAAGUUCUUAGAUCUUGGCCCUAUUAAGAAAAAAGCUGACCAAGGCGCUAUCUACACCUCAAAUGCGAAGCGUUCGCAGACGUGGCGUUAUGGCAACAUAGGCCAGAUGUUGCCAAAGACGCGGAAGAUCUUAAACAAGUUUUACGAACCAUAUAACCAGCGACUUGCUGUGCUCUUGAACGAUACUGACUUUCUCUGGCAAUAGCU
Messenger RNA from Branchiostoma belcheri (Belcher's lancelet), 1196 nucleotides. RefSeq names its product carbohydrate sulfotransferase 15-like. The record is from RefSeq and is a predicted model, not a curated record. The transcript is spliced from 8 exons. Bases 1 to 1194 code for a protein of 397 amino acids. Gene Ontology annotation, molecular function: N-acetylgalactosamine 4-sulfate 6-O-sulfotransferase activity. Lineage: Eukaryota; Metazoa; Chordata; Leptocardii; Amphioxiformes; Branchiostomatidae. Gene Ontology annotation, biological process: hexose biosynthetic process.